Erigeron canadensis is the source of this 2127-nucleotide messenger RNA. RefSeq names its product R-linalool synthase QH1, chloroplastic-like. The record is from RefSeq and is a predicted model, not a curated record. The coding region runs from base 86 to 1897 and encodes 603 amino acids. Lineage: Eukaryota; Viridiplantae; Streptophyta; Magnoliopsida; Asterales; Asteraceae. The transcript has 7 exons. Gene Ontology annotation, molecular function: magnesium ion binding; terpene synthase activity. Gene Ontology annotation, biological process: diterpenoid biosynthetic process.
CGGUGUGUGUAAUAUAUUAUACAAAAUCAUACCCGGCCAUAACUUAACGAUUCCAACUUUUUUAAAAAAAAGGUUGUAUUUGUCUAUGGCUUCAGUUUACUUGUUUAUUGGUCCAGUUAUCCGUAAAAAAAGCUCUGUAGUUACAUACACAAGUAGAUUUGAUAUAUGCAAGCCUUUAUGUUCAUCAAAUUCCACAUCAUCAUCAUCGAUGGGCGUGGACACUGCAGUCAAUGCUAAACCUCUAAUUGUUCGAAGAUCAGCAAAUUAUCAACCCUCUUUAUGGUCAUUUGAUCAUGUUCAAUCACUCACUAGUAGAUACACAGGAGAAGACAUAUAUGCCACAAGAGCACAUGUUUUGAAGGAAGAAGUGAAGGCCAUGUUACCAAAAGAUACUACAAACGUUGGGAAUCCAUUAAUUAAGACCCUAGAGUUGGUUGAUGACUUGCAAAGACUCGGAAUAUCAUAUCAUUUUGAAGAAGAUAUAAGAAAUGUCUUGGAGAUGAUUUACCACGAUUACUACAAACGCCAUGAAAGUUGGAACGAAAUGGAUCUGAACCUUAAAUCCCUUGGAUUUCGACUACUUAGACAGCAUGGUUAUCAAGUUCCCCAAGAUAUAUUUCACAACUUUAUGGAUGAGAUUCAAAACCUUAAACCACAAUCAUAUGAAGAUAUGGUGAGCCUGUUGAACUUGUACGAGGCUUCAUAUCAUUCCUUCGAGGAUGAAAGCAUAUUGGAUAAUGUUAGGGAUUUCACAACCAGAUACCUCCAAGAAAAUCUUGAGAACAUGGACCAAAGUAUAUCCUUGUUGGUUAGCCACGCUCUGGAGCUUCCGCUACACUGGAGAGUACCAAGAGUAGAGGCCAAGUGGUUUAUUCAAGUUUAUGAUCAGAAAAGAAAUGGCAUGAAUCCCACACUAAUUGAGCUUGCAAGGAUGGAUUUCAACAUUGUUCAGACGAUCCACCUUGAAGAUCUAAAAGACUCGUCAAGGUGGUGGAGAAAUAUGAAAUGGGAUCAGAAGUUAUGCUUUGCUCGAGACCGGCUGGUGGAGAAUUUUCUAUGGACGAUUGGUGUUAGUUACCUGCCUCAUUUUAGUUAUGGAAGAAGAGUUUUAACAAAGGUUAAUGCUCUAAUAACUACAAUUGAUGAUAUUUAUGAUGUGUAUGGCACUUUGGACGAACUUGAAAAAUUUACAGAUGUUAUAGACAGAUGGGAUAUCAAUGCGAUUGAUGAACUCCCAGAUUAUAUGAAGAUAUGUUUCCAUGGAUUCUACAACACGAUAAAUGAGAUCGCUUACAACACAUUGACAGAUACAGGAUUCCACAGUCUUCCAUUCCUAAAGCAAGCAUGGACCGAUUUAUGCAAGGCAUACCUAGUAGAAGCAAAGUGGUUCCAUAAUAGACAUGCACCGACACUUGAGGAGUACUUGGACAACGCUUGUGUCUCGAUAUCAGCUCAUGUAACACUCAUGCAUUUUAAUUUUUUAGCAUCAACUACUUCAUCAGCACAAAUCGGGCAAUGCAUGGAAAGAGCUGAUAACAUAGUUCGAUGCUCAGCACAAAUUUUACGACUCUCUGAUGAUUUGGGAACAUCUGCAGAUGAGAUGGAAAGAGGUGAUAAUUCAAAAUCAAUCCAAUGCUACAUGCAUGAUACUGGUGGUACUGAAGACGAAGCAAGAACAUAUCUACACGAGUUAAUCAUGAUUACAUGGAAGAAACUUAACAAAGAACGAGCAUUAUGUGAUAAUUCCCAAAUUUCACGAGAGUUUAUCGAAUGUGCAACAAACAUAGCCAGGAUGUCACAGUUCAUGUACGGCCAUGGUGACUGGCAUGGCCGUCCCGACGAUGUCACUAUCAAUCAUGUAUUGUCAUUGCUUUGCGAUCCAAUACAAGAAAUCUAAGUACUCAAGAAUGCUGGGAAAAGUUAUCAUUUUGUAUAUAUGUACGUUUAUUAAGAUCCGGCCAUGGGUUUAAUUGAUUACCUUUGGAUAGAGGUAAAACUGUCUACAUCACACCUCUCCCAUAACCCGUUUAUGCCGAGAUUGGGUACAAAUUAUUGUUGUCUUGUUAGUUGUAUAUUAGGUGAGAUUUAUAAUGAUAUUAUACAUGAAAUAUGUUGUGUUAUGUUUCA